Molecule: messenger RNA, 1128 nt
Organism: Talaromyces atroroseus
Lineage: Eukaryota; Fungi; Ascomycota; Eurotiomycetes; Eurotiales; Trichocomaceae
Product: putative proline iminopeptidase
Exons: 4
Coding region: 1-1128 (375 amino acids)
Biological process (GO): proteolysis
Cellular component (GO): cytoplasm
Molecular function (GO): aminopeptidase activity
Source: RefSeq, a predicted model, not a curated record
AUGGCGCCAAUUUAUCCUCUAUUUCCAGUACGGGAGUCUGGCCAUCUUCAAGUCUCCCCUAUCCACUCAAUAUACUAUGAGGAUUGCGGCAUCAUAACCGGUGUUCCAGUCUUAUAUCUGCAUGGGGGUCCAGGAGAAGACCAAGGGAUCGUGGACUCGGAUAGACAGUACUUCGACCCAACCCACUACCGCAGCGUGCUCUUUGACCAACGUGGCUGCGGCAAAUCCCUCCCUUCUGCGUCCCUAGACGAUAACACAACCUGGACGCUUGUCGCCGACAUCGAAGCUCUCCGAGAACACCUCAAAAUCGCAAAGUGGAUAGUAUGCGGCGGGUCCUGGGGCUCGACAUUAUCACUGGCCUAUGCCCAGAAGCACACUGAUCGCUGCUUGGGUCUUAUUCUCCGUGGGAUCUUUACCAUUCGCCGCCAAGAAUUGGAGUGGUUUUACCAGAAGGGCGCGGAUAUGCUGUUUCCUGAUUAUUUCGAGCCGUAUAGAGCUUGUAUUCCCGAGGCGGAAAGAGGAGAUAUGAUUGCAGCUUACUAUAAGAGACUCACCGGCGAUAAUGAGGACGAGAAGUUGAAAUGUGCUGGUGCAUGGAGUACCUGGGAGACCUCGACAGUCAAGUUGAUUGUGGACCCGGAAACUGUCAAAAUGGCCGCGAACCCCAAAUGGGCGCUUGCGUCUGCUCGCAUUGAAUCGCACUUUUUUGUCAAUGGUGGGUGGAUGCGCGACGGGCAAUUGAUUGAGGAGGCAUUUAAGAUUAGACACUUGCCGAUAGUUAUUGUGCAGGGUAGAUAUGAUGUUGUUUGUCCGGCAAAGACGAGCUGGGAGUUGUAUCAGGCGCUUGGAGGGAAGGCGAAUCCCAAUGUCGAGUAUUUGGUUAUAGCAGAUUGUGGGCAUAGUGCACAUGAGAGCAAGAUUGAGGAGGCCCUGGUCGAUGCGGCCGAAAAGUUCAAGGCGCUGAAGAUACAUUGGUUUGAGUUGGAAGUCUUUGACAUUACUCAUGUCGUUGAGCCAUGCAUGCAUCGUUCGUCGGCGCGAGCAUUACGCCGGAUGGGCGAGGAGGGCAACCAUUGUACCCUAUGUUUGGUUUACGUCGCGAAGCCUCAGGCACCAAAUUCAGACUAG